AUGUCAGAAACAAGCAGAAUAAACCCGCACAGGAAAGUCUUUCAAACCAAGAACUUCCUCUCACUACCGCUCCGCGAGCGCGUCCUGGGCCUCGAGGCGGAAAUCCUCAGCGACCCAAAAUACUUUGGCUUCGACACGCACGCGCUUCAACACUGCAACCCGAAACUGCUCGACGCGCAACCCAAUUCCGUGAAAUGGAGUCUCGACAUCGGGUCGGAGCUAUGCAACAAAUCCGGCAACCUGCACGGCGGCGCCGCGGCGACCUUGCUGGAUAACCUGACGAGUACGGCGUUGCUGACGAUAGCGAGGGAAGGGUUCUUGGAUGGCGGACAUGUGAGCAGGACCAUCACCAUGACCUAUCUGCGGCCGGUGCCGAUGGGGAGCAAGGCGACUGUAGACUGUGAGGUUCAAGCGGCCGGCAGGAAUACCGCGAAUAUUGUGGGCAAGGUCUAUGUCAAUGGGAAGCUGUGUGUUACGUGCGUUCAUGACAAGGCAGUCUUUUCGUCUCAGAAACAGGCAAAGUUAUAG
Molecule: messenger RNA, 528 nt
Organism: Fonsecaea multimorphosa CBS 102226
Lineage: Eukaryota; Fungi; Ascomycota; Eurotiomycetes; Chaetothyriales; Herpotrichiellaceae
Exons: 1
Coding region: 1-528 (175 amino acids)
Molecular function (GO): fatty acyl-CoA hydrolase activity
Source: RefSeq, a predicted model, not a curated record